UAUGUAUCAAGUAUUAUUAGCUGAAUUCACAAAACAUGCAACUUUGCCCCAACAGAUGGACAUUUAUCAGCGUCUGUGUCUGUUAAUUAUUUGUUUCUGUUCCAUCAUGUGUUUAAAAGGAACGCACUGAGCUGAAGAAGAGUCCUAGAAAAGUAAACCGAAAGCAGUAUUCACACGCUGAAGAUCUCACAGUGUGGACUGACAGGAAUACAGAGAGUCUCCACGGAAAACCAAACAAAACAGAAAGGAAGCAGAAGUGAAACAAACAGUAAAUCCGCUCCGUAUGGCGACCGGCAAGAAUAAGAUGAGUCUCAGAGAAGAUCUGACAUGUGCCAUCUGCUUUGAGCUCUUCAAAGACCCUGUGAUGCUGGGCUGCAUGCAUCACUUCUGCAGAAGAUGCAUUGUUUCAUACUGGAAGACGGUUAGGGGUCCCGUGUCCUGUCCUCAGUGCAGACAAGAGUUUCCCAACAAAUGCUUUCAGACCAACUACUUAGUAGCUGGCCUUGUGGAGAAGGUCAGGGCCAGCUACACAUCUGCGUCUGUCAAGUAUCUGGAGAAGCAAUUAAAGGACCGUCUAGAAUCACAGUUCUCCACGAAAGAGGCCUAUGCCACUAUGAUCCGUGAGGACAAAGAUAAGAUGGAGAAAAUAAAAAAAAUAGGAUCUGAGCUGCAGGGGCGAGUGCACAGUGACUUUCAGGCUCUGCAUCACUUCCUGCAGUUGGAGGAGGAAGCCAUGUUAGAGCAUUUGAAAAGAGAGCAAGAAGAAAUGCUGCAGAGGCUGGAGCGACAUCUGGAGGCCCUACAGGUGGCCAUCAGAGACGUAGAGCAGAACAUCAACAAGCUACGACAGACUGUCAGCAGCACAGACCAAUCUGUACUUGUAGAGCUUCCUGAAUUGAAUUCCAGAUCACCUGUGGAAGAGCUGAAUAUCAACCUGAAUACUUUCAGAAGCAAACGCAUUGCUCCUCUUCAAUACAUCAUGUGGCGAAAAAUGUUUCAACAGUUGAGUCCAGGCCCAGCACCAUUGAUGUUUGAUGAGGACACAGCCCACCCCAGUCUACAGCUCUCCAGGAACAAAACCCAAGUCAUCGAGAGCGACAAAAUGACCAGCUACACGUGUGAUGCCAAACGCUUCCUUCAGUGUGUCAACGUUCUAGCUACAGAAGGCUUCCAGUCAGGCAGGCAUUACUGGGAGGUGGAUGUAAGUAAAAAUCCUAAAUGGGACCUGGGUGUUGCUCUGGAAUCAGUGAAUCGUCAGGUCAGGGUCAAGCUGUGCCCUGAGAAUGGGUACUGGGCCCUCCGGCUGCGCAGUGGCAGCCAGUACUCGGCUGGCACGCAACCCUGGACGCCGCUGACUGUGAUGACCCCACCUAGCCGGAUUGGGGUUUUCCUGGACUGUGAGGAAAGGAAAGUAUCUUUUUAUAAUGCAGAUAACAUGGCGCUGCUGUAUUCCUUCUCCAGCGGGCCGAGAGGAAAAGCAUUCCCCUUUUUUAGCACGUGCCUUAGUGAAUGUGGUCAGAAAGCCCAAGCCAUUCGCAUCCUCCACUUCCCCUUCGAGUGUCCAACAGAGAUGUAAGACAAAGCCCGUAGACGCUCUUGUAACCUGUAACUGUGUUCACAAGUCUGUAUUUAUCUGAGGUUUGUUGAUAUCGAUACAUUAAAGCUGUGCAGUGCUCUUAACGCUAAUCAAACAUACUAAAGUGAAUUUUCUUUGUUUUUCAUCAGAGGGACCACAUCAUUUUUAACUGAUGAGAUUAGAUUUUACAAGAUGUUAAUGACUGAUGUUAAUCGACGACAGUGGCCACAUUGCCAAACCCUUUGUUUUAAAUUUUUUUAUUAAUUGCAAACCUUUAAGAAACUGUAAAUAAAUACUAUAUGGUUUAAAUCAGUCAAAGUUUUUAAUGUGAUCCCGAGCAACUACAACGGCGCGCUUUUACACGAAUAUCGCACAAUAUUCUUUUCAUCAUUGCCUUUAUAGAUAUGCAACGUAAUUAUAGAUAUUACUUGGAAAUUAAUUAAAAUACUUUGUUCUUUUCA
This is a messenger RNA of Puntigrus tetrazona (Sumatra barb), 2037 nucleotides long. It is a transcript of the gene trim105, whose product is annotated as tripartite motif containing 105. Gene Ontology annotation, molecular function: metal ion binding; protein binding. Bases 284 to 1576 code for a protein of 430 amino acids. Lineage: Eukaryota; Metazoa; Chordata; Actinopteri; Cypriniformes; Cyprinidae. The record is from RefSeq and is a predicted model, not a curated record. The transcript has 7 exons.